Molecule: messenger RNA, 3379 nt
Organism: Plutella xylostella (diamondback moth)
Lineage: Eukaryota; Metazoa; Arthropoda; Insecta; Lepidoptera; Plutellidae
Source: RefSeq, a predicted model, not a curated record
CUAUUUGUGUGCGUAACGAAAGUGAUAUAAACAGUCUACUUAACAAAAAGUGAAUCGUUACGUAAAAGUGAUUCAUCAAGUGUUAAAUUAAAGCUUAAAAUUCACGGAUUUAUUUACAUUGGAUGCUAUUAGUGAUGAACCGUUAAGCUAUGUUUGUGCCGAUACUGUCAACUGCUGGAUGAAUAGAGUGGUUAACAAACAUGGGUUAUGUAUAUUUCAUAUUAAUAUUCGAUCUCUUAAAAAGCAUUUCAACGAGCUAUUAGUUACUCUGGGUAAGCAUUUAAAACAUAUAGAUGUGCUAGUCAUUACUGAACCUAAUAUAAGUUAUGAUUUGUUAUCAUUAUAUCAUAUAACGGGAUUUAAUGUCAAUGUAUUUACACGUAAAGGGCGUAGUGGUGGUGGCAUACUCGUGUACUCGCGCGAGGGCCUGGGCGCGCGCGCGGCCGCGGCGCUCGGGGGCGCGGGCGCCAUGCGAGCUGCGGAGUGCGUUGCCAUUACACUCAAUUACAAUAAUGAGCUACUUUACUUAAUAUCCAUAUACAGACCGCCUAGAUAUUUUAACGAAAAUAGAAUACAGGAAUUUCAUUUAGAAUUCAGUAACCUUUUACGUAAAUUGCCAAAAAAUAGUAACGUAAUAUUUUGUGGAGAUAUAAAUAUAAAUAUUCUUAAUAAGCAAGACAAAGAUGUAUUAUAUUAUGAACAACUAUUAGCUGAAUACGGAUUUACUAAGUGUAUUAAUGAUGUCACACGGAGAGAAAUUGUCGCUGGUAAAUUGGUUGAAUCCUGUUUAGAUCAUAUAUAUGUUCGAAUACCAAGCGCUUUAAUUAAUUCUGCAGUUAUAAAACAUAAAAUUUCUGAUCACUACUUUAUCUCAGCUGUCCUACAAUGGAAACAAACUCCGGCAAGCGCGAGCGCGGGCGGCCGCGGCCGGGCGAUGACCCCGGCCGCGGCCGCUCGCGGCGCAACCCGCCCCCCGCGCGUCGCCGCCCCGCCCGCGCCCCCCGCCACUACUACCCGCCGAAUUAUUGAUAAUCGUAUGGUGAAAGAAAGACUGCAAAAUACUAACUUUUCUAACUUAUUAAAUAUUGAAUGUCCUAUAGAGUUAUACACUUCUUUUAUCGAUAUAUUUGCAAAUAUAUAUAAAGACUGUACUAAAACCAUUACUAUCAAAGAAAACGAAAGUAAUAGAAACAAUAAAAAUUGGAUAAAUACUAACCUAAAAAAUAUGAUUAUAGAAAGGGAUAAGUUAUUUAUAAUAUGGAGUAACGAUCCGAAGAAUAUGGUAAAAAGGCUUACAUAUACUAAAUAUAGAAACAAAUGUACGAAAGUAAUUAAUAAAUGUAAAAAUGAGUAUGAUAGGCAAAGUAUAUUGAACUGUAAUAAUAAUCUUAAGAAAGUAUGGGAAGUAAUAUCUAAACUCUUAGGAAAUAAGAAACAGUCAUUAGAUAAGCAGAUAAUUAAUAAUAUGGAUAGUAAAGAUGAUUUAAAAGAUAUAUGUGAUAAAUUUGCUGAGAACUUUUCAAAUGACAUUGAACAAAUAAAACACGCAUGUGAUGAUAAAUGGAUAAGUAGGGAUAACUAUGUAAAUAAAGCUAAUGUGAGUAUGCGAUGGCAGCCAGUGAGCAACAGGGCGGUGAAGCGCGUCAUCAGCGACAUGGCCGCGGGCAAGGCGCCCGGUAGCGACCUGGUGCGCAUGGCCGACCUGAAGCUCGUGGUGGACGAGGUCAGCCCCAUCCUAGCUAAAUUAAUUAACUUAUCUGUCACUUGCCAUAAAUUUCCAAAUAAGCUUAAAGAAACAAUUGUCCGUCCAAUCCAUAAAAAAGGAGAUCGUAAAAAUACUUCCAACUACAGGCCAAUAGCAAUACUUUCAAGCAUCGAUAAAAUUAUAGAAAAGUGUAUUGUCAAACAAAUAUCAGCAUUUCUUAGUAAAAAUAGUAUUAUAAUUGAUAACCAACACGGAUUUCAGCAAGGUAAGAGUACUAACACAUUAUUAUCCAAAUUUACAGACGAAAUAAACACGCACUUAGAAAAUAAAAAACACAUUGUUGCAAUAUUUUAUGAUUUCAAAAAGGCCUUUGAUACCCUCGAUACCGACACUCUAUUAAAUGCAAUGGAGGAGUGUGGAGUGGGGCGCCCCCUGAACCAGUGGUUCCGCGAGUACCUGACGGCGCGCUCGUACCGCGUGAAGGUGGCCGACACGCUGAGCGCCGAGCAGCGCGUGCGCAGCGGAGUGCCGCAGGGCUCCGGGUGCGGCCCACUCUGCUAUCUCAUGCACGUCAAUAGCUUAUGCGGGGCCCUAAAUUAUAGUUCAGCUUAUAUGUUUGCUGAUGACUUGUGCACAUUACGUGCUGGCUUUAAUCUCACAGACACUUGUUACUCUAUCCAAAACGAUAUCGAUGCUGUCGUAAGAUGGUCCCAUGAUAAUGGCAUCGUCUUGAACGCUGACAAAACUAAACUUUUAAUAUUACACUCGCCUCACUUAAAUCUGAAUGAAUCACCUCCACCUUUAUUAACACAUAGUUAUUCCUGCCUCCACAAUAAUUUGGUUAAUUGUCAAUGUAAACCAAUAGAAAGAGUAGAUUGUGUAACCUACCUUGGUGUAAAGAUUGAUAAUAAUUUCUCAUGGUCUCAACAUAUAGAAUAUAUUAGCGAUAAAUUAAGGAUAUUAUUAGGUAAAUUUUAUCAUUUAAGUUAUAAAGUUCCUAUUAGCACGUUAAAAUGUUUAUACUUUGCUUUAGUCGAUUCAAUCUUAGAUUAUGCUCUUGAUUGUUAUGGGCUAACCUUUAAAACCUACUUAGAUAAACUAGAAACACUGCAGACUCGAUUUUUAAAGCUACUAGUUAAUACAAAAACCAAAUUAGAAUGUAGAGAUAAUUAUAAAAAACUGUAUAAAAUAUGUAAAAUUCUGCCAGUCACUGUUAAAUUUAAAUAUCUAUUAGCCAUUCACAAUUAUAAAACCUGUAAUAAUUACCUUCAUCCCAUUACCCAUAAACACGGCACAAGGUCUAUAUCUGAGGGUAAAUUUGAGGUACCUAAAGUUAAUAAUUAUUAUGGUGAUAGAACUCUAAAAAAAAGAAUACCGUACCUACUUAAUAGUUUACCUCAGGAUAUACGACAAGAGCCUAUGUUAUCUAAAUUUAAAACUAAAUUAAAAAAAUAUUUUUUGCUUAACUUACCUUAAGUUCACCUCAGAUUAUAAUUUUAUUAUUUGUUGUGAUAUUACCAAUUAUGUAUAACAAUACCUAAAACAUAAAAAAGUAUUUUGUUUAGUAUAAGAGACUCCGAUCCCACAGGCAAAUUGUAUACAAACAGUUUUGUGGGACUCAUUGUAAAACUACAACUAAUAUGUAAGCUUAAUAAAUAAAUAAAUAAAUAAAUA